Messenger RNA from Aspergillus nomiae NRRL 13137, 1512 nucleotides. RefSeq names its product transferase family protein. The coding region runs from base 1 to 1512 and encodes 503 amino acids. Gene Ontology annotation, molecular function: acyltransferase activity, transferring groups other than amino-acyl groups. The transcript has a single exon. The record is from RefSeq and is a predicted model, not a curated record. NCBI's taxonomy places the organism in Eukaryota, Fungi, Ascomycota, Eurotiomycetes, Eurotiales, Aspergillaceae.
AUGGAUUCACCGACACGGCUAUUCCCCUCGUCUCAUACCCACCAACCGACCUCAAUUCCACUCUCGAUCCUCGAUGCCACCGUCGUCCGUUUCGCCCCCACCGGCGCAAUCUGGCUUUUCGAUGACUUGGGCUCAGAGGAAAACACAUUCCUACACAAUCUCCAAGCCUCUCUGAUUCAAGCACUCGACCACUUCCCCCAAUGGGCCGGUCAAUUGCAAUGGGUCCCAUUCCAGCCAGGACGAACCCACCGGCCCAUGAUCACAUACAAUUCGGCAUCUGAUCCAGGCGUCGAAUGGUCCGUCGUGCGACUUGCUCAGUCCAUCGCUAGUGUUGUUCCCACGGCUUCAGAACGCGCCAGCAAUGGGUGCUGGACCGGGGAUGCUUUUACGCAGAAUACAUUCCUCUCGCAAACCCGGUUAGCCCUAGCCAACCUCCGCGACUACGAGGGCCUGCCCGCCAUGACAAUCCAAGUCACUCUUUUCGAGGAGGGAGGGUUUGCGAUCGGAGUGAAAGUCGCACAUUGUCUCGCAGACGCACAAGCCCUCAUGGUCUUCAUGCAGCAAUGGGCAGCAGUCUGUCGCGUAUUCCAUGGCCAUACGCAUGCGCAUUCCGUCCCCGACCCAGUCUUCGAGCCAUCCAUGCUGGACUCCAAAGCCAGCAGCAGCGACAUCCACACCAAUCCAGCCCUCAUAACCACAGCCCGCAAUCUCCCCCUCCACCGCUACGACUGGUGGAAGACAUCCGACCCAGACUACCCAGCAAUCAUGAUCCCCAACACCGAGAACUCCAAACCACCCCCGGAGUACCUCACGAACACCACCCUCUCCCCGUCCACCCCGGCUCCCUGGGCCACCUGGGACUUCACCAGGCCAGUCAGCUAUACCCAGCUCCAUUUCACCGGCCCCGAGCUUGACCACCUCCGCCAACGUGCCCGCACACAGUAUGGCACCUCUAUCUCCCGGUUAGACGCCCUGCUCGCACGCAUCUGGACGCUCAUCACCCAAGCCCGCGGCCACACCCACUCCCCAGAGCAAGUGUACCUAAACCUCACCCUAAGCGCUCGACCACGCGUCUCGCCACCCCUCCCAGAAACAUUCCUCGGCUCCCCGAUCUUCAUCACGCACGCCUGCGCCUCCGGGGCGGAGAUAUGCGCGUCAAGCGUGGGCGAGAACGCAUCCCGGAUCCGAGAAGUCAUCCAACAGUUCACCCCGGAUACGCUGGGCGCGAUGCUGUACGAUGCGGGGAUGGAGGUUGCGCCGCAGCGCUUGUGGCAGGGGUUUAUGGGGACGAGGCAUACGUUGGUCACGUCGUGGUUGCGGUUGGGGGUGUAUGAGGUGGAUUUCGGUGGAUGUGGGCGGAGGCCGAGGUAUGUGCAUGCCGUUAUGCCGAAGAUGGAUGGGUGUGUGCAGGUUAUGGAUGCUGGGGUGGGGGAUGGGGGGUUGAUUUGGGGGUUUAUUUGGAUGAGGCGGUGGUGGGGUGGGUGGUGGAGAGGAGGUUUUCGCUUGGAUUAA